ACGUCAAUCUGCCUGUGCUGAACACGCCUGCGCGUUACAGUGCUUCCGGGUCAAGCUCGUAACCUUGGUUGUUGUGAGGUGCAUCAUGGCGGCUCUACUUAGAAUACGUUCCAUCUGUCACAAAGGCGUCAAACCUCUCUUUCUUCGAAGUUCUCUGUUCCUGCGACCUGUCGUUGCUCAAAAGAAGGACCAGGAUCAUGUUCUGCUUUUGACAGCGGAUAUUCACGCGUCUCCUUCCCGCUAUGCGGUUACUAGCUCUAAGGCGGCAUCCAGGCACUGGACAGGGGAGCGACUCUUAAGCAUAAUACUGCUUGGUAUGUUGCCAACUGCCUACAUGUUCCCUGGACCCAUUAUGGACUGUUCGCUGGCGGCCGCCCUCACCCUGCAUGGCCACUGGGGCCUGGGACAAGUGGUGACCGACUAUGUUCAUGGAGACUUCAAGGUCAAGGUGGCCCGCGGAGGCCUUCUGGCUUUGUCAGCCGUCACCUUUGCUGGCCUUUGCUACUUUAAUUACCACGACGUGGGCAUCUGCAAGGCUGUGGCCAUGCUGUGGAGCAUGUAAAUGCAUUAGGGGGACUAAUGUCUGUGAACUGGGACAUCUAUAAACAUCUGAGGGAUUGUAUGUAAAUUGUAUAAAUACAUGCUUUUUGUGACAAAAGCUAUUAUUCGAUUUACUUGAUUAUUCAUUCAGAAUUUGUAGGUUUUUGUCAGGAGUCUUGCAUGUCGCUGGUGUCUGUUCCUGCUAAUGUGUGAUGUACAGUGAAGGGGAUUCUCUCCGCCAAACCCUGACUUGUCUUCACUAUCAAAGCUUUUGAUAAAUGAAUCGGAAGCUGCCAUUGUGGAUGUGACUGAGGAAGAUGCACAUCUGAGUCAUGAUGGGGUUUCCUUUGUGUUUAACUGAUGGCUCUUUGCUGGGCCUGAAUCCAGCGAUUCAUCCAGUGAUCCUCUCAAUAUUAAAAAAAAUCUUUCCUGUAAUGCCGCCACUGCUCUUCGAUGUUUAAACCCUAGAUGAACACAUACUCCAAGCCUCCGCAGUGUGAACCCUUCCUGAAAGCUCUCUCCAUUUGUGCAUUAUGCAACGCUACCAUACUCUCCGUCAAUCUCAUUUACAGGCCGAUUCUUAGUCCCUUCAGAAAUUCUGCAGCCUCCUCAUCUGCACUCAGGAUCACAUUCGGUUGACUUAUGAAGAUUUAAUUUCUCACGAUCCCAGUUACUAUAAUCUACUUCAGACCUUUGCUAAAGGAGUAAUGAUGGUGAUUCAUUGCAGCUGUGUAUCGUGCAAACAGCAUCAGACCCUAAUGACGAUUUGCUAUCAUUCUGCUGAAUAAAUGUUAACUAUCAAACUUUUAAAA
Brienomyrus brachyistius is the source of this 1352-nucleotide messenger RNA. RefSeq names its product succinate dehydrogenase complex, subunit D, integral membrane protein b (gene sdhdb). The record is from RefSeq and is a predicted model, not a curated record. Gene Ontology annotation, biological process: mitochondrial electron transport, succinate to ubiquinone; tricarboxylic acid cycle. Gene Ontology annotation, molecular function: heme binding; ubiquinone binding. The transcript is spliced from 4 exons. Gene Ontology annotation, cellular component: mitochondrial envelope; membrane. NCBI's taxonomy places the organism in Eukaryota, Metazoa, Chordata, Actinopteri, Osteoglossiformes, Mormyridae. Bases 86 to 562 code for a protein of 158 amino acids.